Molecule: messenger RNA, 1622 nt
Organism: Nicotiana tabacum (common tobacco)
Lineage: Eukaryota; Viridiplantae; Streptophyta; Magnoliopsida; Solanales; Solanaceae
Product: pectinesterase-like
Biological process (GO): cell wall modification
Molecular function (GO): pectinesterase activity; enzyme inhibitor activity
Source: RefSeq, a predicted model, not a curated record
AUGUAUUCGACUGUAUUCGCAAGCUGUAUUCGUGAUACAAUAACGAAAUUUGCGAAAAAAGGUCUUCAGCUGUUUAAAAACGCAAAUGCAAUUUCCCCUUUUUCUUCAGAAUCCUUUUGCAGCUAUACACCAUUCCCCGAAUUUUGCAAAUACAUGUUACCGAUCAACAAGUCUGCUACUAUUCAAGACUAUGGCCGUCUCUCUCUUCACCAUUCCUUAUCAAUGAAUGAUCAUCUCCUUUCUUUGGUCAAUGACGAUCUCUUUAAUCUUCGAUAUGCAUUGCCUGAAACCACCAUUCGUGCCCUUGAAGAUUGCCAACUUCUCUGUAGCUUGAACCAUGACUUUAUUUUAAGCGCCAUUCAGUCCAUCCAUUCUACAAACAUGCUUGAAAGGUUACAAGCUAAAGAUAUUCAAACGGUGCUAAGUGCCAUAUUAACAAACCAAGAAACUUGUUCCGACGGUCUCAAAGAUGUAGCUGUUGGUACAAUCGUGACAAAUAUGCUUCUAUCUCCAUUAUCGGAUGGGGCCAAAUCUUUUAGCGUUUCAUUAGCACUUUUCAUGCAUGGAUGGGGUUAUUCCGCUAUCAAAUCCCGAUCACUAUCAGAGAAGAAAUUUCCAUUUUCUGGUGGAAGGAAACUGCUUCAGUCAAAUGAAUAUGGUGUGACUGUGAAUCAAAGCGUGGUUGUGAAUCCUGAUGGAAGUGGUAACUUCAUAACUAUUAAUGAAGCUGUGGCUGCAGCUCCCAACAAUACUGCUGCAGGCAGUGGUUAUUUCUUGAUUCAUGUGGUGGCUGGUGUUUACGAAGAAUAUGUUUCCAUUCCCAGUAACAAACGGUAUAUUAUGAUGACGGGUGAUGGGAUCAACAAGACUAUUAUUACUGGAAACAGGAGUGUGGCUGAUGGUUGGACUACAUUUAGUUCUGCAACAUUUGCUGUAACCGGGAAAGGAUUCGUUGCUAUGAACAUAACCUUUAGAAACACGGCAGGAUCAAUCAAGCACCAAGCGGUAGCUAUAAGAAAUGGUGCAGACAUGUCCACAUUUUAUGGCUGUAGCUUUGAAGGGUACCAAGACACCAUGUAUACUCACUCCCUAAGGCAAUUUUAUAGAGAAUGCGAUAUUUAUGGGACAGUGGAUUUCAUAUUCGGGAAUGCUGCUGUAGUGUUCCAAAAUUGCAACAUUUAUCCGCGUCUCCCAAUGCCUAAUCAAUUCAAUGCCAUUACGGCACAGGGCAGAAUGGAUAUCAAUCAAAACACUGGAAUUUCAGUCCAAAAUUGCAGCAUCAAAGCUGCCCAAGACUUGGCUUCUACUCAAACUUUUCUAGGGAGGCCAUGGAAAGAGUACUCGAGAACGGUGUAUAUACAAUCAUUUAUGGACAGUUUGAUUGAUCUUGCUGGUUGGUCUCCAUGGUCGGGAGAUUUUGCUCUCAAUACAUUGUAUUAUGCUGAAUACGCCAACACAGGGCCAGGGUCUGUGACCACUAAUAGAGUCACUUGGCAAGGCUACCAUGUGAUAAAUGAGACGGAUGCUGUCAACUUCACUGUUUCAAGUUUAAUUCAAGGAGAUGUUUGGUUGCCUGCAACUGGAGUUCCUUUUACUAGUGGCUUACUUUGAUAAGGGGCUAA